UGAGGGGACGCUCUUGCCACACGGCUCCUUGUCGCUGACCCUUGAACCCUGACCCCCGACCCAGGGCGGAGCGCAAUGGUGGCCGCGGUCUGGCGAGGAAUCGGCGCCGGGAUCCGGGGGAUGGCCCGGGGAAGGCAGUCCUGUCGAGCUUACAAGAUGACACCAUCAGACGAUGAGCUGUACCAGCGCACCAGAGUGAAUGCUCUGGAGCGAGAGUCACUCAAUACUCUCUUCAUUGAUGGCUACAGCAAGCUUGGUUUCACCAUCAAUGGGAACCGAGUUUUUGGCCCAUGUGCAGUGAUCCCACAGGCACUACUUCAGUGGAAUGUUGGAAGUUACAAAGACAUCACGGAGGAUAGCCUUGCUCUGUUUUACAUGUUGGAACCCAAAAUUGAGAUUCUGGUUUUGGGGCUAGGUGAGAGAAUGCAGAGGCUGGACCCUAAAUUGUUUAUGCUUUUGAAGAGCAAGGGAAUCGCUGUGGAAGUCCAAGACACGCCAAAUGCCUGUGCAACCUUUAAUUUCUUAACAAGUGAGAAAAGACACACAGCAGCAGCACUCAUCCCCCCUCACUACCUCCCAGGAGAGCUAGAGUAACUUGUGGCGGUAUUCAAGAAGCCUUUCCUCAGAUUGUACAGAAUAAUUAAACUCUUCAUGAUGCAAA
This is a messenger RNA of Rhincodon typus (whale shark), 661 nucleotides long. RefSeq names its product NADH:ubiquinone oxidoreductase complex assembly factor (gene ndufaf3). The record is from RefSeq and is a predicted model, not a curated record. Gene Ontology annotation, cellular component: mitochondrial inner membrane. NCBI's taxonomy places the organism in Eukaryota, Metazoa, Chordata, Chondrichthyes, Orectolobiformes, Rhincodontidae. Bases 76 to 594 code for a protein of 172 amino acids. Gene Ontology annotation, biological process: mitochondrial respiratory chain complex I assembly. The transcript has 5 exons.